CCGCUUAGCGCGCAAGCGGCCAAUUUAAACGUCAGUCAAAUAAAAACUGAAAGAAUUUUAGCUAAUGUAUGUUAUAUGAAGUUACCAAAGCCUUUAAGAAAAGUUAUUAAUUUAAAAGACAAUUACAGAGUUGAAAAAUCUCCUUCGAAUCUUGGGCAAAACUGCGUAAACAUGGCCGAGGCAAAUGAAACUUUGAGCAUCCUCAAUGCCGAGGCGCGCAGGCAAAUGGAAAUCAAACGAGACAAAGAAUUGUAUAUCAUCAGGAAACUUCUCUUCGUAUUGGAUUAUCUGCAGAAAAUAAAAGUAAACAAGUUGGAUUUACCGGAUAAUGGUGAACAAGUAAUGCACGCUCUCAAGGUGCUUGACGUGAACAAUUUUUUACAAUUAAUUAUUAGCGGAGGAGAUGAAUACCUUCUAGGCUUGAAAGAAAUACGAGAUUCUGUUAACUUAAGCUAUACCGAACGAAAGGCUAUACGUGAAGAACUAAUAGCUCUCCUUCGUUUAAAGUUGCAACCAAUUAUUGAUUUUGGUAAAAAGUUAAAAGCGGAGAUCCCUGAUGUUUUUGCCGACCCCAGUGCUAUGUCACCAACCACUACAACUUCAUCUAGUGCUAGCCAGAUCAUUGCAUUGGAAUCUCAACGUCGAUCUAAUUUGCACAAACUUUUAGAAGCACGCAACCGCAAGUGUGCAUACCUCAAGGCUGCUGGAGAGCUAAAAAUGGGGCCAUAUCUUGCUCAUGAACUAGAGCUCUUAUAUGCCCAAGGCAAGCUUACGCAAGAGAAAGCCAAUAUUCUGAGAGAUUAUUUCAUUAAUGAGUUUCUAACUCGAACUGAGCAUAGCUCGAAGGCGCUUAAAGAAAUUGAAAACUGUGUAGAUAAGAAGUUGGAAAUGAUGGCUGAAGUAGAACAAAGUUGAAUUGUGCCUUAUUAUGUUAAAAACCUUGGAGUAUAGUGACAUGGUUACAUUUUUAUUCCGUGUUAAAUGAAUUAUAUAAUGCCAAGUAUUUAGUAAAAUGAAUAUUUAUCUCAAACUUGAAAUGGUUAAAUAAAGAAAGUUUUUAAUGUCGUCGAUGGCAACACUUUGACAGCACAAAACCCA
This is a messenger RNA of Anastrepha ludens (Mexican fruit fly), 1098 nucleotides long. It is a transcript of the gene dgt2, whose product is annotated as augmin complex subunit dgt2. Lineage: Eukaryota; Metazoa; Arthropoda; Insecta; Diptera; Tephritidae. The record is from RefSeq and is a predicted model, not a curated record. The transcript has 2 exons. Bases 76 to 915 code for a protein of 279 amino acids.